CAUUUCAUAUCGAAACCAUUCUCAAGUUGUCUCUCCUCUCUCACUCUCUGCAUGUUCCAUGGGUUCAAGUUUUCCAUCACAUGAUAAUAUAAUCUCUUUAGGUGGUUAUGCCAUGGACGGGGCAAGUUUUCCACCGCGUGAUCAUAAUAAUAUAAUUCCUCUAGGUGGUGGCUAUGCAAUGAAUGGGGCAAGAAUUUCAGAACCGAUACCAACUUCAAAUCCUUUUGAAAUGAUUCAAAGAGAACAAGAAAAAGAACGAAUUAGGGAGGAAAUUAUAGCAGCAGAAAUGAUGAGAUUGCAAACACUAGAAGCAGAGGUGAAGAAAGAGUUAGCCAUUGAGAGAGAGUUAAAGCUUCAACGAGAAAUAGCCAAGCCGACCUCGAGUCUUGCUAGGAUCAAUGGGAAACUUGUUGCCGUAGGAGGAUCUGGUUUUCAUCAGAAGGAACUGACUUGUGAUCUGUGCCAGGUGAGUGUUAAAAGCGAACUAGAUCUUCACGCCCAUAUCACGGGAAAGAAGCACAAAGAGAAUGAGGCAUCAUCAGUAGUUGAAGCUAAUCCAUUAAUAGCUAAUAUUCCAAGUAAUCCAAAGAAGGCACCUUACAAGGAAUUUACUUGUCAUAUCUGCGAUGUCAGUAUGACAUCUGAACAAAGUUUGAUUGACCAUGUCAAUGGCAAGAAGCACAAAGCAAAGAGGCAACACAGGCUAGCUACAAGGACGUUGGCAAUUCAGAAGUAAUAAGAAAAGAAAACGCCGGACAACAAAGUAAAAUUUGGGUCA
Molecule: messenger RNA, 778 nt
Organism: Papaver somniferum (opium poppy)
Lineage: Eukaryota; Viridiplantae; Streptophyta; Magnoliopsida; Ranunculales; Papaveraceae
Product: zinc finger protein 385B-like
Exons: 2
Coding region: 59-736 (225 amino acids)
Molecular function (GO): zinc ion binding; nucleic acid binding
Source: RefSeq, a predicted model, not a curated record